CACGGUACAGCAUGUUGGUAUUGAAUUCAGGUUAUGCUACACUCAUCAGGUAUAUAUUCAAAGUUGAAGUGCCUUUGCCUCUUCGUUUUGAUUAUGUUUAUAACAGGAAUAUAUUGACUCAAAACAUGGGUACGUUGCCACCUGUUCAGACACUGUGUGAUUUAGUUAUUAGUUGCUGGCAAAAUUUAUCUCUUCAAGAAACAAGCUUGCCUUGUCUUCCGACUGGCUUGAAUCAACGUGAAAGGCAAAUGCUGCAAGGUCCUGUGUGUUUGCAGAUUAAUAACAUUAUCAAUGCUGGAGAAUCAGCUUAUUCUCAAUACCAACGGAUCAAGAAGUUGGAUUCGAACUUGGAAAUUGAUUUUCAAGGAGACAGAAUGAAGUGGGAACCAUCACCUAAGCGGAUGCUAAUACUUGAACUGACAGAUGGGUAUCAAGUGAUACAAGCAAUGGAAUAUCAAAGCAUACCAUGCUUCAAUGUGAGCACUGUGGCAGGAUCAAAAGUGCGUUUGCGUGGUAAUAUUCCAUGCAGGCGAGGUAUGUUGCUGCUAACUGCAGAGAAUGUGGAGUUCAUUGGUGGCUCUGUUGAAAAUCUUGUGACAGAAAAUCGGCAAGAUAAAGUAUUAGCAAGAGCCUUAUGCAUUGACUGUCCACAAGAGGAGAACGCUGUUCAUGAUGGCAUUGCUGGUACUUCUGACUUUCAUGAUGGCGACUUUGGAGACUUACUUGAUGAUUUAAAUGAUGAUGAUUUAGCUGAAGUAGAUCUAGAACAAUACCAUUAAGCUGUAGUCAGACAAUGUUGCAUGUAUUUAUAUGGUAUGCAUAUACCACACCAUA
Molecule: messenger RNA, 834 nt
Organism: Corticium candelabrum
Lineage: Eukaryota; Metazoa; Porifera; Homoscleromorpha; Homosclerophorida; Plakinidae
Product: recQ-mediated genome instability protein 1-like
Exons: 8
Coding region: 12-779 (255 amino acids)
Biological process (GO): resolution of meiotic recombination intermediates; double-strand break repair via homologous recombination
Cellular component (GO): RecQ family helicase-topoisomerase III complex; nuclear body
Source: RefSeq, a predicted model, not a curated record